AUGAUAGGAAAAAUCAGUUGGGCCAAACUCUGUUUGCCUUUCUCAAGAGAAGGCAGCAGAAAAGGGAAAGCAGAGAAGGAGAGAAGCUUGAAGAGUAAAUUACCAGUUAAUGUGAAUGAAGAGUACAAAAAAGCCUUCAGGACAAAGUCAUACAUAGACAUACGCGACAAAGUACAGUGCCAGCUUGAAACAAGCUGUGUUCUUGAUGAAGACCAACCAUCAUCAUCAUCAUCAUCAUCUUCUUCUUCUUCUUCUUCUAUUAAUAAUGUUGAGUACCUCAAUCUCUGUGAAUUUCUGCUCGAACCCCACCAAGAAUCCUUAGUUGCAUUGAACCUCCACCGGUUUCUGGCUAAUUACUUUGAGAUCAGCAACGAAGCCAGCCGCAUUUGCGGGUCCCUUCUCGCGAGCAUCCGUCAAGCUCGACUCGACCGGAUUUCAAUAAAAGACGUGGUAUCAUUCGUUCAACAAUCGCCCCAUUGUUCGAAUUGGACUCAAGGCGAACAACGCGCCGUGUACGAAAAUCUCGUCUCGUUCGCAUCGAAGAAAAACCCGUUCUCGCAGACAGGUCCCCCGAAGUUCCAAGAAUUGCACAAUGGCCACAUGCUAUUGCUCCACAACUUGAUAUCAUCACAAUGCAAGAAGACUAAGAAGAGAAGGAAAAAUAUUUUGAAAAGGGCAAUUGUGGGUUUUACAGUGAUGAUGGGAUUUGGUGCAUUGGCCGUUGCACUAUUGCUAGUCUCUAACCCUUGCUUAUUGGGCUUGGUGGCCCCACCCGGGCUGGGUAUAUGGGCUUUGGCCCACUUCAUGAAGAAACGGGUUGAACCAAAAAAGCUUGUGGCGAAGGUCGACGCGGGGGCAAAAGGGGUAUUUGUGAUCAUGAAUGAUUUCGACACGAUGAGUCGGAUCAUGAAGAGAUUGGAUCACGAGACGGAGCACGGGAAGUUCGUGGCCGACAUUUGUGUUCGGAAGUUGGGUGAAAAAAUGAUGUUAAAGGAAGUCGUGAAGGAAUUUGAGACGCACGAGACGUGCUUCAUGGAGCAACUGGAGGAGUUGGAGAAGCAGAUAUAUCUAUGUUAUUUGGACAUAAAUCGGUCCACAAGGAUGGUUACUAAGGAGAUGAUGGUUAGAUGCUAG
This is a messenger RNA of Striga hermonthica, 1134 nucleotides long. NCBI's taxonomy places the organism in Eukaryota, Viridiplantae, Streptophyta, Magnoliopsida, Lamiales, Orobanchaceae. The record is from the annotation of a GenBank genome assembly.